AUGAAUCAGCCCGUCCCAGCAUCAGCAGACAUCGAAGGUCCUGCACAAGAGCUCGUCGUCUGCACACCCCAGCAAGUGUUCACAGAUAUUCGUCUACAGGGCAGCAACUACCCGGAUGGGAGUGUCAUUUCGCGUGCAGUACAAGAGCACUUGCAGCGUAGUGAGGAUGAUGGUUUGGCCUUGAAGCACAGAUGCAUGCUCAGCACAAACCCUUUGGCGAGCAAUUACAAGGAGUACUUCAAGGGUCCCAUGAUUAUCAAGCCGCCAUGCAAAACCCUCAUGGAGCUCGGACAGAUGCUGUUCUAUGCGACCGUCUGA
Phytophthora nicotianae INRA-310 is the source of this 318-nucleotide messenger RNA. RefSeq lists its product as hypothetical. The transcript is spliced from 3 exons. NCBI's taxonomy places the organism in Eukaryota, Oomycota, Peronosporomycetes, Peronosporales, Peronosporaceae. The coding region runs from base 1 to 318 and encodes 105 amino acids. The record is from RefSeq and is a predicted model, not a curated record.